CCAAGAACACGCACGAAACGUACAAUGACGACCUCAAGUCUCGAGGGCCCUACAAACUUCUCCAACGACGGCAGGGACGUUCUGGAGCGGACUCUGGACCUGCCGGGGGCCUCCGCCGCCGUCGCCGCGUUGCUGUCCAUCCCUUCGACGGACGACGCCAGCUUUGCGAACAACUACGAUAUCGACCGGACAGCGGAGUACAUUGUGAAGAACAACUACCAGAAGAUAGCGCUGCAAUUCCCGGACGAACUGCUGGCCGACUCCUCCCGCGUCGCUUCACAACUGGAAAGUGUCACAGGUCGAACCUUCUAUGUUCUGGCUGACACCACCUUCGGAAGCUGCUGUGUGGACGAAAUUGCGGCGGAGCACGUGUACUCCGACCUCGUCGUUCACUAUGGUCGUACCUGCUUGAGCCCAACUUCGAGGAUACCUGUGUUCUACGUGUUCCCGAAAGGCACCAUAGAUGUGUCGAACUGUGUUUCGCGUUUCGAAGAGCAGUUCGGUGCAGACAAAGCCCAACCGGUCCUGUUGGUUGCUGAUGUCAUGUAUCAGCACUCUCUCGACGACAUCAGCGAGCGUUGCCAAAGGGCUGGAUUCCAAUUCGUUACGCAGGCAACAAUAGCCGAGGAUGUGCAACGGGAGAGUGCAGCACUGGAAGGAGACAUUCCCCCAGCUACUGUCGAAGAAACCUGUGCAGCCGAUAGCACGUCCUGUUGCACGUCAACGGAUGCAUGCUCAUCACCGGCGGUCGGGACUGGCUCAUGUUGUGGGACGUCGGCGUCAUGCCAAGCCCCACAGAGACGACCGCUUCCGACACCUGCACGGUUGUCUAAAAUACAUGAGAUAUCAGGACGCCAAAUACACCUGAAGGAAGGAACGAAGAUUGAGGAUUACUCCAUAUUCUAUGUUGGCCCAGAAAGUCUUACUCUCACCAACCUCGUCCUGACGCACCAAAGCAACAAGAUCAUUUCAUACGAUCCGGCCACAAACUCGUCGUGUGAUGAAGCCUCUCAAUCUCGACGCCUGCUUAUGCGACGAUACUUCAUGGUGCAAAAGGCCAAAGAUGCGGAAGUGAUCGGGAUCGUUGUGGGAACGCUAGGAGUUGCGCAUUACCUCUCCGUGAUCGGUCACAUCAAGCGACUGAUUAUCGCCGCCGGCAAAAAGCCGUACAUCCUCGCCGUUGGCAAGCCCAACAUCGCCAAGCUUGCCAACUUUUUGGAGAUUGAUUGUUUCGUCCUAGUAGCGUGCCCAGAAAAUUCGUUAUUGGAUUCGCGGGAGUUUUUGCGCCCUAUUGUGACGCCAUACGAGCUGGAGCUGGCCCUGGUCAGUUCGCGAGAGUGGACAGGCGCGUACGAGACAAAUCUCUCCGUCAUCGCCCCGAGGCUGUUGGAAGGGGCAAAUGAGCUCAGUGGAACAUCGGGAGAAGCCGCGGAUGGAAACGAGGCAGGAGAAGACAGCGAUGACGAGCCUUACUUCUCGCUCGUCACGGGAACAUACAAGCAGAAGGGGCGCGCUGGUGCGGGAGCACGGGCAGACGAAGGCGACUCAGGCCUGGGUAACUCUCUCGGUCAAUUGACCUUACGGAACGGGGACUCCACGCUAGCGACGCUCUCCUCCAAUUCUGCCGGAGCAAACUACCUGAACGAGAAACGGACAUUCCGCGGCCUGGAGCCCGAAAUCGGAAACACCAAGGUCUCCAAGGCUGUGGAGGGGAGGAGUGGGAUCGCACGCGGAUACAGCCAUGAAGCUGGAAAACAGGAGCAAUUGAAGGAGUGAACAGCGGCUUAUAGCGUAGCGCAUUAGAUAGUUUGCACCACGUAAUGAACUGUAGGGUAUGUAGAGCAUAUUAAGUUAUGUACAAGUGGGACCGGCGGGUGGUGGCUCGCACCCCGCUCUCGGCUCGUUUUAUGGCGGUGUUGCCGUCGGCGCUGAUAACGGUAAUGGCGGUAAUUUGCCUGUACUUAGAUUUGAAAACGAUUUCGAACUUUUGGAUUGCUGAAACGAAGGAGAAAAGCAUCAGUUCACUAUGCAACCCUGUAACAUCUCCCUUGUGCAGUAGGCGCCCGCACCUUGUUGAAUGGUUGCAUGAACC
Molecule: messenger RNA, 2092 nt
Organism: Fimicolochytrium jonesii
Lineage: Eukaryota; Fungi; Chytridiomycota; Chytridiomycetes; Spizellomycetales; Powellomycetaceae
Product: diphthamide biosynthesis protein 2
Exons: 7
Coding region: 25-1776 (583 amino acids)
Biological process (GO): protein histidyl modification to diphthamide
Molecular function (GO): 2-(3-amino-3-carboxypropyl)histidine synthase activity
Source: RefSeq, a predicted model, not a curated record